Sphenostylis stenocarpa is the source of this 357-nucleotide messenger RNA. Lineage: Eukaryota; Viridiplantae; Streptophyta; Magnoliopsida; Fabales; Fabaceae. The record is from the annotation of a GenBank genome assembly.
AUGGAAGGAUUCGCGCAAAACUCGGUGAAGCAGAAGAAGGGUUCAACGGCGGAGACUGUGAUGAACGGGUUUAGGGUUCACUCUGCGACAUCGUAUGGGUUGACCACUCAGGAUACAACGAAUCUUCUUGGGGGUUUGCCGCAGAAGACUUUAUUUGAUUCUUUGGACGUAUCAUGGUGUGGCUUCAACCGGUACUUUUGGAUGGAGGUGAGAGUGAAGAUAAAAAGAGGUGGGGCCGGGCCUCGAUGCGCACUCCCAAUUCUUGAUUUCCAAUUUUCUUCAAACCCUGGAACCUUCAGACUCACCAUUUUGAAAUAUUCUCUCUCUGGUUGGAAAUUGGAAGGUCACGUGGUAUAA